Messenger RNA from Fraxinus pennsylvanica, 1989 nucleotides. The record is from the annotation of a GenBank genome assembly. NCBI's taxonomy places the organism in Eukaryota, Viridiplantae, Streptophyta, Magnoliopsida, Lamiales, Oleaceae.
AUGGAUAAUCAGGAUAUAGAUGCACUGCAGCGACUAGUUCCAAAGCUUGUGAACAACCCGACCCUCCUGUCUGAUCCUCUUAUCGACUUCUUCUGUGAUUACAUCGAAAGGCUUCGCAGAGAGGAAAGGUACAAAAACUUUGAGCGUAAUCAAGUACGCCGCCGGUUCCAGGCUCGGGCUGCAUAUCUAAAGGAUAAGAAGCAAGAGCGGUCUUCAUCAAGUGGAAGUCAGGGUNGUCUUCAUCAAGUGGAAGACGUUGAAUUGAUGGCAACACUCAAUGAUCCAGAAGUGAUUGGUGCUCUUCUAGAUGUAAUUGUGAACCCUGCUAGUCUGGCAAAGCAUCAAGCAAGUCCCAAGUAUGAUGGCACUAACAAAGUGCAUCUUCAUGUGUAUAUUGAUCAUGUCGUUCAAGAUUCGAAUUAUGAGUCUGCGGAUUUGGACCAAAGAUUGAAUCUCUCGAAGGAAAUUCUUGAUUUUGUUGAUGGGUUUGAGUGGAAAUUAGGUGAAAAGCUUGUGCAUUAUCGAACUUCAAAUGCUGGGCUUCAGGCUCAGUGGCUCGAGGCCUGGUGGCCCAGUUCGGAUCAUGAGUUUGCGUUCGUUGUUGAGGACGAUCUGGAGGUUUCACCUCUUUAUUAUAGGUUUCUUAAGUCUGUGAUAUUGAAUUACUACUAUAAUGCUUCGAAUUUCAGUCCUAUGGUUUAUGGGGCAUCGCUGCAGCGGCCGAAAUUUGUGCCAGGUAAACAUGGAAACAAGAUGCAUUUAGAUAGUGGAACUCACCUUUUCUUGUAUCAUCUGGUCGGCACUUGGGGCCAGCUUCUGUUUCCAAAACCCUGGAAAGAGUUCCGUCUCUGGUAUGACACGCACAAGGCAAAAGGCAUGAAGCCAUACCUUGAGGGGAUGGUGACAAAUGGAUGGUACAAAAAGAUGGGGGAGAGAAUUUGGACUCCUUGGUUUAUUAAAUUUAUCCAUUCUAAUGGUUAUUUCAACUUUUAUACCAAUUUCUUGCAAGAGAGAGCACUCAGUGUCUCUCAUAGAGAUGCUGGUGUUAAUUAUGGGAAAACAGCAGGACCCGAUUCUUACUUACUGGAUGAAAAUUCUAAUGAUCUCGACUCUCUGAAACUACAUCCUUUAAGUGAUCUCAAGUGGUAUGACUUCUGCUUCAGAGAAGUAUUUGCUAACAGGAUAGUGAGAAGUCCUGAUGAGCUUAGAUCUGUUCUUCAAUCUGUGCAGAAAAAGGACACCGUUAUAGUAAUAAGCCUGUACAGGAUGUCAGAGACAAUUGUCAAGAAUUUUCUCUGCCACAUUGAGAGGCUGAAUAUUAGAAACUAUAUCUUUAUCGGUCCAACUUCUCGUUUCCUACUUGAUCUUGCAAGAAGAGGGCAUCCUGUAAUUGAUGCGGACGAGUUUUACAAUAUCUCCAAACUUGCCAAGUCUUUGAAUUUUCAAAAUUCAAUUGAGGAACUUAUCAAGGAGAUUCUUGUGGAGGCAUUUGUGACUAAAAAAUGCUUGGAACUUGGUUAUAGUGCCUGGCUACUUGAUGGCAACAUGAUUCCCCUUUCCAGAGAUUUAUUUCUCAAUUCCUUUGAGCAGACAAAUGAUUUUAUUAUUGGGAAGAGUUGUCGACUCCUUUAUGUCAGGAGCUCAUCCCCAGUUUUAAAAAUUUGGGUUGAUGAUUUUAUAUGUGAAGUUGCGACAUUGGUGAACGCAUUGAGAAAAGAUUCAGUUUCCCGUGACAGCAUAUUUUUUUAUGCAGUGGAAAAAUUAUUGAGAGAAAAGAGCGUCAAAUAUAACAGCAUAGAUGAGACGCGCUUAGGAUUUGGUAUCAACAUUGCUGAUGCUAACCAAACCUUUCCAGGGAGUGAAAAGAAAUUUGCUUUCUGGUCUUCUGAGACCAAGCUGGAUAUAAUACAAAGGCAGCUAGUACAAUUGAGAUUGUGGGUUUUGGAUGAUGAAUCUUCGUGCACUGCUGUUGUUUGUCACCCAUCAUAA